Molecule: messenger RNA, 1206 nt
Organism: Paramecium tetraurelia
Lineage: Eukaryota; Ciliophora; Oligohymenophorea; Peniculida; Parameciidae
Exons: 1
Source: RefSeq, a predicted model, not a curated record
AUGCGAAAUCGCUGCUCAUUCACAAAUAAAGCCUAAUAGUUUCCACUGCAUCCCUCUCUUACGAUCAAUAGGAAACGUUCCUGUGAAUGUUUAGACUGCGGAUUGCACAAUAAGAAAAUGCUUUAUGUCACUACAGUAUUACCUUAAUUUCAACCUUAUCAACAUAUUAUUACUGCAUUGAAAGAAUAGAAUGAAAUAUCGGAGUAAAGAAAGCGUAUGAAGUUGAGGAAUAAAAGAUAUCUAAUCCAAAUGAAAAAUAUUGUUGAAAAAAUUCAAAAACAAGAAUAUAAACCAAAAAAAAGACAAAAUAGACAUCACCAUACUGUAUUUUACAAUCAUUAGGCUAACGCAUCUAAUCCAUCUAGUCUUUACACUAAUGAGAUAGCCUAUACCCCUUCAGAACCUAUUCAAAGUUCUUCUGUUCUUUUUCAUAGGUACAAUUCUUUAACCCCUCAAAAAUAUUUUACUGAUUAAAAAAUUAUGAAAGUGUAGAAAUUCUCUUAGAAACUCAAAACGUUCUAUUUGCCCAUUACAGCUCCUUUUGAAUCACAAAUCAUAUUGAGAUUAUAAUUAUUAUAAGAUGGCAAAGUCAAAUUAAUAAAACAAAGUGGUUUUUAGGAUGAUUUCACUGUUAAUCUUAGACUGAAUAAAUUCUAAGAAGAUGAUAAAAAGAUUGAAGACAAAGAAAUAAAAAAUAAAAUUACCCUUCCUACUUUACAACAGGAGGAUGAAGAAGAGGAGUUAACAGAUGAAGAAAUUAAUAUGAAAAAAUUGGCAAGUUAUAAUAAAAAAAAUGCUUAUAAAAAUAUUUUGAAAUAUAAUCCAAGAACCCUUCAAAGCUUGGUCGACAAAUCAUAGUUAGGGUAAAGUAAGAUAAAAGCUUAUCCUAAACAACUUAAUUAGAAUCAUAUAGCACUUCUCCAUAGAUCUGUAACAACGAAUAUGUCUCCUUUCAAUAAUUCUAGUAUUAGUAGAGCUUCUCCAAUAUCGUCAAUCUAAUUAUUGAGAGAAAAGAGAAUAAAGCCGAAACUCCUUCCAUUAGAAAAUAAACCAUUAUCAAAGUUUGCACUUACUCAUAAUUCCCCAACGAAGUAAUCUAACACCAAACUAAACCCUAAGAAAGGACUUCAAAAAAGUAUUUUAAGUAUAUCUGGAAAGAAAUAGAACAAAAACAUUAUUUUUAGAUAAUUGAUGAUAUAAAUUUGA